Messenger RNA from Oreochromis niloticus (Nile tilapia), 5193 nucleotides. Its product is annotated as monoacylglycerol lipase ABHD2-A. Lineage: Eukaryota; Metazoa; Chordata; Actinopteri; Cichliformes; Cichlidae. The record is from RefSeq and is a predicted model, not a curated record. Gene Ontology annotation, cellular component: sperm plasma membrane; sperm flagellum. The coding region runs from base 507 to 1802 and encodes 431 amino acids. Gene Ontology annotation, biological process: medium-chain fatty acid biosynthetic process; acylglycerol catabolic process; sperm capacitation. Gene Ontology annotation, molecular function: monoacylglycerol lipase activity; acetylesterase activity. The transcript has 11 exons.
GGCUGUGUGUCAGAUACUCUUAGCACAGAUGUAUCUCCUCAGAAAAUCAUAUAAAGAGGUCAAAUAUUGAUAGAGAUGGUGUCCGAACGCGUAUUUAGGCUAAUAUGUAGGACAUAUAUAAACCAACAGUAGUGUAAUGUGGAAAAUUACACCGCUGAAGGGGCGUGGAAAGUUACUGGCCUUAAAACGUCAUCGAAAUUUUAUCCAAUGGGGGCUCCGUUAUGCAAAUUACAGAUUCUUCUAGGAAGUGGGAUGUCUGCGCUGCAGUCGCUACUUCAGCUAUCUUCGGCUCUGUGAGGGCGAGCUGGACAUCAGGCUGUCAUGCUUUUACAGACACGUUAAACAAAAGAAAACCUGCGUACAUAAAUAAGGCUUGCCGCUUUUAAGAAGCAAGCAACUGACCCACAGUUUUCCUGCUGAGGACCACAUCACUGUGACUUCACAUUUCUUUGGACCUUUUGGAACGAGUUUUCAUUGGAGGCGAACUUGAACGUAAAAUAAUAAUCAUGAGCGCCCACGAAUCCGACGUGCACACCAUCUCUCCUGAGAUGCCAGCAAUGUUUGACGGCAUGAAGCUGGCGGCGGUGGCCACGGUGCUUUACAUCAUUGUCCGCUGCUUGAACCUCAAGAGCCCCACAGCACCCCCGGACCUCAUCUACCAGGACACUGCUCUCAACCGCUUCCUCCUCAAGUCCUGCUCUCAGUUGACCAAAGAGUACAUUCCUCCAUUACUGUGGGGUAAGAGUGGUCACCUCCAGACGGCACUGUAUGGUAAACUCGGUCGGGUGAGCUCACCUCACCCUUGUGGAAUCAGAAAAUAUUUGCCCAUGCAGGAUGGGGCGACUGCGACCUUCGACCUCUUCGAGCCGCUGGGGGAUCAUCGGACAGGAGAUGACAUCACCAUGGUGAUAUGCCCCGGUAUCGGUAACCAUAGUGAGAAGCACUACAUCCGGACCUUUGUGGAUUAUGCACAGAAGGAUGGUUAUCGUUGUGCUGUGCUGAAUCACCUGGGAGCUCUUCCCAACAUCGAGCUUACCUCUCCACGCAUGUUCACUUAUGGAUGCACAUGGGAAUUUGCAUCCAUGGUUGGCUACAUUAAGCGGGCAUACCCUAACACCCAGCUCAUUGUUGUGGGCUUCAGUCUGGGUGGAAACAUCGUUUGUAAGUUCCUGGGGGAGAACAGGGCUAACCAGGAGCGAGUGCUGUGCUGCGUCAGCGUUUGUCAGGGGUACAGCGCGCUGAGGGCCCAGGAAACAUUCCUGCAGUGGGAUCAGUUCAGGCGCUUCUAUAACUUUCUCAUGGCCGACAACAUGAAGAAAAUCAUUCUCUCACACAGGCACAGUCUGUUUGGAGGACAUUCGCUCAAAAUGAUUGAUGCUGAUCUAAGUCGGCUGUACACAGCAACGUCUCUCAUGCAGAUUGACGACAACAUCAUGAGAAAAUUCCACGGCCACCGCUCUCUCAAAGAGUACUAUGAGAAAGAGAGUUGUGUACAUUAUAUUCACAAUGUCGAUGUGCCACUGCUGUUGGUGAACUCUGCAGAUGAUCCUCUGGUUCAUGACUCACUGCUCACCAUCCCUCGCACGCUAGCAGCAAAGAAGCCGAAUGUGAUCUUUGCCCUGACACUUCACGGAGGCCACCUGGGCUUCUUUGAGGGUGCAGUCCUCUUCCCCCAGCCUCUCACCUGGAUGGACAAAGUGAUCGUGGGUUACGCCAAUGCCAUUUGUCAGUGGGAGAAACAGAAACCACCAUGCCAAAGUGACCACCUGAGUGAGGGCUCCUGCUUAAAGGAGAAAGCAUAAACCUCUGUAUCUCUCAUUUGUUCAUUAACCUUUCACUUUCUCCAACACCACUAUCCCCACACUGCACUGAGGAGACACUCUAAACUGAUAUCUCUUCUCUGCCUUCUCCUCCUGUGCGACUCACCAGUACCAACCCACCUUUCCCGGUCCUCCUUUGUAAUCACAAUCACCUUACAGUUUGUGACAAAAUGAACUAACUGCCUUCGUGCUCUUUUCCAUGUCGAGGACUCGGAGCAGGGACAUUUUGGUUCUUUACAUCUACACAGUAAUGACGCCUGGCUAAGUGAUUCUUUUUGGCCGAAAGUGGCAGACGAUGAAGUCAAGCUGUCAUUUUAAAGGAAAACAAGAGCACCACAUUAGAGUAGUCGGGUGAGAAACAAGAGCACACAGGAAGCCUCGUAUUACAUCGAAGAAGAACUGUAAGAAGCUCACUGCUUAUCACCGCCAAGGCCAUAUAGCCUAGUCUGCUGUCUUAACAAACGUUACCCGUUUUGUGUGUGCGUGCGUGUGUGAGUAUGUCUGUGUGAGACUGUGUAGGCCAAGAGGGAAAGACCCAGGAUGGUGGUCUUUGUGUGAGGUUGGUCUGAUUUAAAUUCUCUGUUCUUAGUCCUUGGCCAUUAUGUCUCCUCCUCUGGGUGCGUUGCUGUUUGUAGUAAAUGUACUGUAGAUUAUUAAGUAUUAAGGUAGGAUUGUACACAUUGUUUCCAGCUCGUAACAUCAUCCUGCACAUAGUUUUGGCACUCAAAGUUUUCGGUGCUUACCAGACGUGACCAGGGAUCGAGCCCCACCCUCAGAUGGGAUCCAUGUACAUUCCCACAGUUGCAUUCUGUCACUUUGAUUCCAGCACUUUACAUACUGUACACCACAAUAUUUUAGCCCUUUCCUCAUUUUAUUUGUCAAAGUGCAGAUAUGGAAACUAUUAACGGAGGGGGCGAGGAUGAUAACGAAACGUUAGAUGAAUCAGAUGUUCCCCACGUUGUCUGUCUGUCAGUGUCUUUGAGCCCUCCUUACUCUUCCUGUUGCCUUUGAUCAGCUGCAGGUUCAGCCAAGUCUCUGAUAUCCAUCUCUUACUGCACACACAACAGUCCUACUGCCACUGCACUGAGGCUAACAUUCAACCCACCUGGUUUGGUGCGAACAUCUUAGUACAGCUUCUCCAUUUUCCAGCAGAUGAUGUGGUUCUUUUGAAAUGUUGAAAAUCUAGCCUUCUGAUUGGCCAGCAUGGUGCUACAAAAGGGAAAGUUCAGCAGAUGUGAAGCAGAUUUUUCAUUUGUAAUAAUCUGAGCUGUGAGGUUUGAUGAGUAGGAGGGCUGAAGAUACCAAAGCUCAACUGCUAUUUAUUUUAGUGGCUUGUUCGUAAAAUUCUGAUGUUUGUUUAACUGUAAUUUAGAUGGAGAAUGCUGCAUGCAAGAAAGAAGAUGGCUUUUAACCGUAGGGAAUAUUUUUUUAUUUCAAAGACUUUGCCGAAAAUCUCAGUUCCUGUUUUGUUGACUGCACUGAGAAUAAAGGGUGUUGCUGCACAAACUGCUGAAAAAAUGAUCGCAAACAUCUCUUGUUGAAAUCAUACUGCAAGACUGGGACCUGUGGACUUUUCAAAUCCCGAUUUAAAUUCAAACCUUGUUGAAAGGGCUCCAAGGAAGCUUCUUCCAAGGCAAUGUAAAGCCAAGAAAUGUGUAAUCUAAAACCUACUUCUGAACACUGUGAUGAGACACACGGGUGGUUUGAAAUGAUUAAGUGACUGACAGCAGGGCAUUUUAUGAUUCUUCCUAGGCCGUGGUUUGUGUGUCGUAAUACCUGGUUGAUAGUAUUUGAUAAGUAGAAGUGUUUGAGUACUAGAAGGUUUGCCAUAUCAGGAUAUAACAGCACUGAAUGUCAAUCAAUAGAAGCUUGUAAAGUAAUAAUAAAUAUCAGAUAAUAAGAAUUGAGUAUUAUAGCUUAUAUAUGGAGUCCCAAGGUUUGUUCUUAGCUUUAGAAAUAGUUGCUUGGUUACCAGUAGUAGUAUUUAAAGUGCUGUAAUUGUGAAUCUGAUCUGUUGCUCUUUUUGCUCUAUGGAAAUUUUAUUAUCACAGUUAUUUUCUGAGGUAUAACUGCCUUAAACCUUUCUGAGCAAAUACUAUGACAUCCAGGUAUUAAUCUCACCAAUGCUGGCUUGGCUAAUGUGGGGAUAAAAGGGAACUCUUAUCCAACUUCAUCUCCUUUAACUCAGGGCAUCUGUCAACACCAAGCACCAGUCUGACACCAGUGAUCCCUUUUUUCUUUGUCAUUCGUCUCAUUGGAGUCGUUUUUAAUGUACUGUAAGAUAAAAUGAGACACGCUGUGGCAGGUGGUCAUCAGCCUGCCUUGUGAGUGGAAACACUCAGUUUUAUAACAGUAUUGGAAAUGAGGCUGCACUUGAUGUGAUUGGUGACAUAAUCGUGUUUGGUGUUUCAGUCGGCCUGCCAACACCCUCUUUCUUUUCGCGUCUAGCGGUCGUCAACCAGCAUUUGCUCAAACAACAAAUCACUGUUGCCAUCUGUUGUCAGGGAAACCUAACUACAACUGCCAGUCUUCGUGGCAAACAUCCUCUCAUCCACCCACAGUCAGAUUAUAGUAAAUGGUUCAUCUGUAGUCCACAGCUCUCAUUUAAAAAUACAUGUUUAGAGAAAAAAUAAAAUCAGGUGUGGUUUGGGUUUAUUCUGGCUCGAUUUCGAUGACACCAGCAAAAACCCAGUUUCUGCAGUACGAGCCAUGUGUUUUGGGUUGUUUUUGUUGUUGUUGUUGUUUUUGUUUUUUAGAAAAAAAUAUUUUUGCCUCUCCACAACUUUGCACAAAAAUGCAAGUUUGGAUGUAUUAUUUGGAUAUAUAUUUUUUUCUAGUUAAUUAUUUUGGGGGUAUUUUUUUAAUUUUAUUUUGUAUUGUUCUUAUGACUUCUUGUGUUAUCUGCUUGUGUAAAUGCAGCAGAGUGUGAGUGUGGAUAAGUAAACAUACAGCAGGUGUAUACUGUGUCAUAUCACCACCUCUGAUCCCCAAAAAUCCAAUAUUGUUCACUUUAACAACAAAAAUAAAAUAUCUAUGUAAAGAUGGUGUAUAUUAGAAGAUUUGAGGGACCAGGGAUGGAAAAAUAAAGGCAAUAACCAAACAGAAGGGAUUCUUUUAUUAUUUAAACACUAAUGUGACAAUAAAUAGUGUCAAAGUAUAUUAGACCAAAACAUGUCAUGCUCAUUGUAAUAAUUUUGUCAUGGAUCUGAAAUAUUAUUUUACUGUAUUGAUAAAAAAUUGUGUUCCUCUGUAUUUAUCCUAACCUCACUGCUUCAAACAUCAAGUUUAUGGGCUCAUAUUUAAUUGCUUGGAAACUAAACAACUCAAAUAUCUAGAGUAAAUUUAAAAUGUCCAAAAAACUUGGGAAGAAAAA